AUGUCCCGGCAGUCUGUCUGCAGAAGCUUUGGGGGAGGGAGCAGAAGGGGCUACAGCUCUUGCUCUGCCAUCGGCGGUGGCUUUGGAGGAGGUGGUGGCAGAAGCAGGAGCAGCUACAGCUCGUUCUCUAUGUCCAGGGGAUAUGGAGGUGGUGGACGUUGUGGAGGCUUUGGCAGCAGGAGCCUCCAUAACAUGGGGAGCAGCGGAAGGAUUGCCAUAGGUGGAUGCUACAGCGGUGGAGGUUAUGGAGGCAGAAUGGGUGGCUUUGGUGGAGGCUACGGAGGACUAGGCAGCUACGGAGGAGGAAUGGGCUUUGGUGGAGGAAUGGGUGGUGGUGGUGGAAUGGGCGGCUUCGGUGGAGGGAUGGGUGGCUAUGGUGGAGGAAUGGGAGGUGGAGGAAUGGGUGGCUAUGGUGGCCCAAGCUUUGGCUUUGGUGGCCCUGGUAGAGGUGGCCCUGGCAUUCAGCCCGUGCAGGUCGACACAACCCUGCUACAGCCAGUCCAUGUUGAGAUCGACCCCCAGAUCCAGCAAGUGAAGAACCAGGAGAAGGAGCAGAUCAAGACUCUUAACAAUCAGUUUGCCUCCUUCAUUGACAAGGUGCGCUUCCUGGAGCAGCAGAACAAGGUUCUCUCCACCAAGUGGGAGCUCCUGCAGCAGCAAGGGCCUUCAGGACCCAGGAAGAACCUGGAUGUCAUCUUUGAGAACUACAUCCAGAACCUGAGGCGGCAGCUGGACUCCAUUCUGGCACAGAGGGGACAGCUGGAAUCCGAGCUGCAGAACAUGCAGCAAUACGUUGAGGAUUACAAAAACAAGUAUGAGGAAGAGAUCAACAGGCGCACAACAGCUGAGAACGAGUUUGUGGUGCUCAAGAAGGAUGUGGACACCGCCUACAUGACCAAGGUGGAGUUGGAGGCCAAGGUGGGAGCUCUGACUGAUGAGAUCAACUUCUUGAGGGCCAUCUAUGAGGAGGAACUGUCUCAGAUGCAGACAAUCAGCAGGGACUUGUCUGUGGUGGUGUCGAUGGACAACAACCGGCACCUGGACAUGGACAGCAUCAUUGAGGAGGUCAGACGGCAGUACGAGCAGAUUGCCCAGAACAGCAGAGCUGAAGCUGAGGCUUGGUACCAGAGCCAGUAUGAGGAGCUGCAGAGCACUGCUGGAAGGCACGGGGACAGCCUGCGCAACACCAAGAUCGAGAUCCAGGAGCUGACCAGGAAUGUCCAGCGGCUGCGGGCUGAGAUUGAGAACGUGAAGAAGCAGGUAGGGAUGUGUGGUCAGCUCCAGGCAGCUAUUGCUGAGGCCGAGGAGAGGGGUGAGAUGGCCUUGAAGGAUGCCAGGGUGAAAUUGGAAGAGCUGGAAACUGCUCUGAGCAAGGACAAGGAGGAGCUGGCUCGCCUGCUGAAGGAAUACCAGGAGCUGCUGAACAUCAAGAUUGCCCUGGAUGUGGAGAUUGCCAUGUACAGGAAGCUGCUGGAGGGAGAGGAGAACAGGCUGUGCAAUGAUGGAAUGUCAAACGUCAAUAUCUCUGUGAUAGGCAGGACCACCAUCUCUGGAGGAAGAGGAGGAAUGGGAGGAGUGUGUGGCUCAGGAGGAGGCUUUGGAGGUGGAAGCUCUGGCGGCAGCUGUGGAAUGGGAGGAGGAAUGUACAGCGGAGGCUUCUCCUCUGGAAGUGGAAGGAUUUGCGGCUCUGGGGGUGGCAACUUCAGCUCCGGUGGGGGAUCCUCCUCCAUACGGAGAUGCGUCACAACCACCUCCGUCAAGUCUUCAGGAGUGAGGUUCUGAGCCCUGAAGGCCGACUGAGAAAGAAACAAAGCAUGUCCUCCCUUCCCCCGGCAGCAGCGCAGCCUCCUUAAAUCCACCUCCGGUAGCCCACCGUGAAACAAACUGUGUCCCUCAUGGCCAGCAUGAGCCAGCUGGUCUACCUGGCUUGUUCCCAGCAUGGGAGCCUGGUGGCCGGGACACACUGCUCCACAGCCUCCUACUCAGUGAAGAAAUAGCAGCCCGAGCAAAGUCUCACACGUGGAUACCCCGUACGGAGAGCUGAUUUCAAGGAGGAACCGCUCUGCCUUCCUUGCUGCAUUGUACAUUUCUGGCUGCCCUGUGGCAAACGUGUAUAAAACCACUCUUUCUUCCUCUGUCCUGAUGGCCGUAGCCCUGGGGUGCUUCUGCAUGCAGUACAUCCUGUUGCUUCCAUUCACUUGUGUCGUGGCUUGUGGCACGUGAGG
Messenger RNA from Tympanuchus pallidicinctus (lesser prairie-chicken), 2225 nucleotides. RefSeq names its product keratin, type II cytoskeletal 6C-like. Gene Ontology annotation, cellular component: keratin filament. Bases 1 to 1782 code for a protein of 593 amino acids. The transcript is spliced from 10 exons. Gene Ontology annotation, biological process: keratinization; intermediate filament organization. The record is from RefSeq and is a predicted model, not a curated record. Gene Ontology annotation, molecular function: structural constituent of skin epidermis. NCBI's taxonomy places the organism in Eukaryota, Metazoa, Chordata, Aves, Galliformes, Phasianidae.